Molecule: messenger RNA, 2242 nt
Organism: Lymnaea stagnalis (great pond snail)
Lineage: Eukaryota; Metazoa; Mollusca; Gastropoda; Lymnaeidae
Source: the annotation of a GenBank genome assembly
AGGGCCGUACCAAGUUGCACCAUACAAUUUCAAGCAAAUAAAAUGGCGCACUCGUCUCUAACACACCUUACGGUCCACUCAGACCCACUGGAACACCUUAUACGGGAGAUGAACGAAUUAGGCGUAAUGACAAUAGAGAGUUAUUAUCAAGAACACUCGGUAUCCAUCAAGAGCGUGAGCCAAGUAAACGAUGCUAUCCCACUGCGUUUGGUAUUUUUUUGCGUGGAUAAGAUGGCGAAAGAGGGAAGAAAAAUCUCCGGUGAGACACUGCAUAGUGAGUGCGAGAGUCUGGUGGCAUUAAUCCCAGGGCAUUUUCGUAACGAUCUGAGACCCGUUGAAAGAGAUGGAAAAGAAAUUACAGUGUCCGAUCUUGAAACGAGGAGAGCCUCACGUUUUAGCAGCUUGAACUCGAUUAUGAGUCAGAGCCUUGACAGUGUUGCUGCAACUGAUGGACGUCGUGGAGAAGUUACCCAAAAUUUAGUGCCAAGUAGCAGGAGAUCUUUUCAAACGUCAAACCAAACAUUUUCAACGCCUUCAAAUUUCACACCCGCUCCGUUUGACUCCCUGGAUAACUCUUCAUCCAGACUAAACCCAGCUGAUGGAAAUGAUUACGUGGAUAACAUAAAUGUGCAGCUGUCGUUAUCCACUCUAGAGCCACCGAGUAUUCUUGGAGCGGGAGGAUUUUCAAAUCAAACAUCUCGUCCACUAUCGUAUCCAGAUGUUGAGGUUAAAGAAAACAUGCAACGAGAAACUGAAAGCACAGCGGGUGACCGCCUCCGCGACUACUUAGUCGCCGUGGAAAGGGAAAACGAACUCUUGGAGAUUUCAAGAACCUGCACUCUGUGUAAGACCAACCCAAGGGGGGUAACGUUCCUCCCCUGCGGACACUUCAUCACUUGCCUGGAAUGUGCGGGGCCGAUCUUCGUCUGCUCUGUGUGUCGCAAGAACAUCUUAGCCACGGUGGACACGUAUUUGAGUUAGUGUGUCGCUAACGUUUUAAAAAAGAAAUAAAUAAAUACGACACAUGUUCAUUUUCACGUUAACAUACUGAUUAUGUUUUAGCAGCCGUUUCGUCAGCCAUACGCACAUAAGUGUUGGACGCGGCGGCUAGCAAACCGUCUAGAACAACCUACCACUUCGCGUCACGGCGUAAGUUGAAGGUCGGCUAUCCAAUCCAGCCUAUUUGAAGUUCCGGUUUAACCAUGGUCUGACUAAAUAAAAAAAAAUGUCCAGUAAACUGGAUCCCUAAGGACAGCACGAGAGAGAGAGGUUCCUUCAACGCAAGCCGCUUCCUGGCUCUGCCCGCCUUGCGUCGGCAACACGGCUCACGGGUCAAUCAUGAGUUUGACACCAAAGACCAACUUUUGAGUUAAUUUCCUGAUUUGGAACGAACAUUCAAAGUUUGUCUUUGCUUCAGAUAGCAUACGGAUACAUCAGAUCACCUUAUUAAUAUAACACGUGAGAUAUCACGAAAGAGAAAAUUGUGUGGGGACAGAAUGCUCAUAUGUCAAGAUGAGUAGAGCUAAAGAAAAAAAACAAAACACAAAUAUGAUGAGACUAUUCUAAACCCAAGAAACCAAGACAACAUUUACAUUUUCUAAAAUAGAAUGUUUCCCUCAUCCAGAAAUUGAUUUCAUAUUGAAAACUAAGUACUAAAGUGAUGUAAUUUACUAAAUCCAAAUGUAGAUAUAUGAAUUGUCUUUUGCGAAUUGACAAGUUUGACAGUAUACUAUUUUCUACAUCUUUAUUUAGUAAACCAGUGUUUCGCAAUGUAUAUAUUUUUUAAAAGGAAAUUUUGGGUUUCUAUCAAAUGGUUAAAAGCAGGGACUCUCAAGCACGGUUGCGGGAGAUUGUACCAUAAAAUGUGUUAAGGUUCAAUUGCAUUUUCAUUAGCAGCCUUAGAUGAUUUUGUAGUGAAUUUUGUUCGAGCACUAUUUGUAAAGGUACAUUUUUGUCAGCAAGUUAAUUAAAGUAGGAAAACAACAACACAUGCAGUACUUCCAUAAGUAUUUAUUUUAUUGUUAUUGUCAAGGAAAAGUAGGGGUAAGGUCUGUUUGGGGUGGGAGAUGACCGGGAAUGUUUUAAAAGCGAGAGGGAAUGUGUGGAGCUUUUUAAAAAAAAUGUUUUUAAGCCCUUGUUGAAAAGAGAACGUAACAUAGUCAUGCCCGUCACAAAUUAUGUGAUCACAUUUUUGAAGCAACCAUUGUAAGUUAGGAUUUAACACAAUAAAAUAUAAUAUCUG